Salpingoeca rosetta is the source of this 1647-nucleotide messenger RNA. RefSeq lists its product as uncharacterized. Bases 1 to 1647 code for a protein of 548 amino acids. The record is from RefSeq and is a predicted model, not a curated record. NCBI's taxonomy places the organism in Eukaryota, Choanoflagellata, Craspedida, Salpingoecidae. The transcript is spliced from 5 exons.
AUGGCCGCGGCGCCACCACCGCUGUUGCUUCUUCUUCUUCUUCUUCCACUGGCCGUUGUCGAAAGUGCACGAGCACAGGCCACGCCGGGUUGCUCACUGGCACCUCCCUCGUGCAUCUUCAGUGAGCCAGGGGCCCGGUGCACCGACGUGCCUGUGCAGGAUGUCGUGGACGUGGUUCCGGUCGAGAGCCUGCAGAAUGCGUUGAAGAAGACGGCAGAGGGCCUUGAUGGCGGCUUCUUCGUGGCAGUGAGUUAUCGUGGCCUGCCAGUGCUGUCGAAGGGCUUUGGCUAUGCACGGAGCUCAAACCGCAGCGUGCCGCCCAUGGCUGAGGAUUACUUCCGCCUCGGCAGCGUGACCAAGGUCCUCACAUCGGCGUUGGCUAUGCGGCUUCGAUCCAAGGGCCACAUCAACCUCGACGACAAGUUGAGCCAGCACUUGGCUGGGCUGCGGCUUCGCUCCCGAUGGCCUGGCUUCACUGCUGACCCAACGCUGCGCCAGGUGCUCUCCCACUCUGCCGGCAUCCCGCGAGAGUCGCCCUGCCCUGAGGACGACUGCAACAUCACGACGGUGCAGGCGCUGGCCCGCCUCAACGGCACCCAGCUCAUCUUCCCACCAGGCAGGCGCACCGAAUACUCCAACCUCGGGUUUGCGCUUCUUGGCCACGCGCUGGCAGCAGCCCUCAACACCACGUACGAGCACGCCCUGCAGCAGCACGUGCUCAAGCCACUGGGCCUGUCGUCAACGGCGCUGCGUCUUCCACACGCCAUCGUGGACAAGUGGCUUGCCUACGGUAGCCAGCCCGUCUCUGCUGCCACAGUCGAUCUGGGCUGGUCAGAGCCUGAGGGCCAGGCGUAUAUGGCGGGCCAGGACCUCACGACUGUCACAGACAUGCUCUCAUACUGUCUCCUUCAGAGCGGCAGCGAUUGCAUGGAUGCAAACCUGUUUUCAGAGUGGUUUCAGGCCGUUGCGCUACACCGAGAUGGGCAGACGGCAUAUGGGCUUGGAUGGGAGGGCCAGCGUACCCAGGCAAACGAUGGUUGGCUGUGGGGGAAGAGUGGCAGUGUUGCCGGCUUUUCCGCACAGCUGCUUGUCGACACAGACCAGCAGUUGGCAGUCGGCGUCAUGUCGAACGAGCCCAGCGCCACAGACAUUGCAAACACGGUGAUGGAGAUGGUGGCCAUGUCUGUAAAGGCGACGGUGCAUAAGUUGGUGAGCGCUGCGCAGUUCCCAGCACCGACUGCGUCUUCGCGUUUCGUGGGCGUUUACGAGGGGCAGGUGCCCAGUGCAGUGCUGUCAACACGCACAUGUCUCAACACGCCAAUUCAACAACAUCAUCCCCGGCAACAACAACAACAACAACAACAACAACAACAACAACAACAACAACAACAACAACAACAACAACAACAACAACAACAACAACAACAACAACAACAACAACAAGCGUACCGCACAUACCACGUUUUUGCUGACGAUGUGUUUGUGCUGGCAACACCUUUCCAUGUGGACAUCCCGUGUCUGCUUGACGCGGAGCUUGGGCUUGACGGUGAGCCAAUUCGGUUUGUGCAAGCAGAGCACGGCAAGGUGACAGGGCUGGAGUUUCCCCACAUGUUUGUUGGUCACGUUCUCCAUCGCGUUUCCGCGUAG